AUCUUCUAUCAGCCUGAUACGGAUGCUAAAUACUUCUAUCAAGAGACGUCGGCACAUGCGAAGGACGUUGUUGUCAUUCCCACUUUCUGAAAAGAGAGAUUGUGUGUUGCUCACAUAAAACUAGUCAUCCACAAUGGUAAUGGCGGAGAAGCAUGACAUGAUUGUGGUCGGAGCCGGCUGGUUCGGCCUAGCUGCCGCCAAGACAUAUAUCGAGCUUCAUCCCGCCGAGGAUGUGGUUGUUCUAGAAGCCGAGAGCAGCUGUGGAGGCACAUGGUCUGAAAACAGGCUCUACGCUGGCCUCAAAUCCAACAACUUGCAUGGCUCCUACGAGUAUCCCGAUUUCCCUAUGAUACCCGAGAACUACGGUAUCACACACGACGACCACAUCCCCGGACGUGUUCUGCACAAGUACCUCACCGACUUCGCCAAGAAGUUUGGUGUCUUCUCGCGAACACGUUUUCUCACAAGAGUGAACUCGCUCGAGCCGACAUCCGAUGGCGGUUGGCAACUGGAGACCGAGUGUGGAGAGAAGCAGCAGAAGAUGUAUUCCGCAAAGGUCAUUAUAGCUACGGGACUGACUUCGCAACCCAACUUCCCCAUCUACCCGGGAGCCGAAAUGUUCAAUGCUCCCUAUUUCCACGCCAAAGACUUUUGUCGGCAAGGCGAGACCAUCAAGACAUCGAGAAAAGCCGUCGUCGUUGGGGGCGCCAAGUCUGCCUUUGACGUAGCAUAUGCCUAUGCCGAGCAAGGCGUAGAGGUUGACCUGGUCAUUCGACCCAGCGGCAACGGUCCCGUCUGGAUAUCCUAUCCGUAUGUCAUGGGGGGGAAGCGGCUGGAGCAGCUCCUUCAUAUCCGCUGGAUGCAAUGGUUUUCCCCAUGUCCAUGGGGUGGCGAAGGCGGUGCAUUGGGUACUCGGAUCCGCAACUUCUUACACGGCACCGCCAUCGGUCGUUUUCUCGUCGACAAGUUCUGGGGAGGUCUCGGCGGAGAAGUCAUCUCUGCAAAUGGAUACGACUCGAAUCCCCAACUCCAAAAAAUCAAGCCCUGGAAUCCUGCCUUCUGGAUCGGAAGCGGUCUGAGUAUUCACAAUUACGACAAAGACUUUUUCGACAUGGUCCGCACCGGCGCUGUGCGAGUUCACAACGCUGACAUUGAACGUCUCACCGACCACACCGUCCAUCUCACCGACGGCACCGACCUCGAAGCCGACGUGCUCGUAUGCUCGACAGGAUGGCGCAAAGAGCCUUCGAUCCGCUUCCUCAACUUUGGAACUGCAGGCAUCGGUCUCCAACACUCUCCUACAGAACAAUCCCGACUCGCAACACACUACGACGAGAAAAUCCUCUCUCUCUAUCCCAAACUCCGUUCCCAGCCUACUCUGAAUUUCAAACCCAAAAAUGACCCUUAUCGUCUCUAUCGCUUCAUGGUCCCUCCCGCCCGUCUUACUGAUCGCAAUAUUGCUUUCGCCGGCAUGGUCUCUUCCGUCUCGACUUCCAUUUGCGCAUCUGUCCAAGCGCUCUGGAUUUCCGCUUUCCUCGACGACCGUCUGGAUCGACUCGCUCGCUCCGAAGAAGAUAUUACCAAGGAAAUUAUGUUGCACACACAAUGGGGUAAAUGGAGAUAUCCUUGUGGUUAUGGUGCAAGUUUACCCGAUUUCGUCUUCGACGCGGUCCCGUAUAUGGAUUUAAUGAUGAGAGAUUUGGGACUCCAGGCCAAUCGGAAACAGGGCUGGAAGGAUGUGUGGCAACCGUAUGGUCCUGCGGAUUAUCGAGGUUGUGUGGAUGAGUGGGUGGAGAAGCAUGGUGGUGGGAAGAAGGUUUGA
Messenger RNA from Sphaerulina musiva SO2202, 1822 nucleotides. Its product is annotated as FAD/NAD(P)-binding domain-containing protein. Gene Ontology annotation, molecular function: flavin adenine dinucleotide binding; NADP binding. The record is from RefSeq and is a predicted model, not a curated record. NCBI's taxonomy places the organism in Eukaryota, Fungi, Ascomycota, Dothideomycetes, Mycosphaerellales, Mycosphaerellaceae. The transcript has 4 exons. Bases 134 to 1822 code for a protein of 562 amino acids.